Corythoichthys intestinalis (scribbled pipefish) is the source of this 5372-nucleotide messenger RNA. It is a transcript of the gene slc24a4b, whose product is annotated as solute carrier family 24 member 4b. Bases 602 to 2440 code for a protein of 612 amino acids. Gene Ontology annotation, molecular function: calcium, potassium:sodium antiporter activity; calcium channel activity. NCBI's taxonomy places the organism in Eukaryota, Metazoa, Chordata, Actinopteri, Syngnathiformes, Syngnathidae. The record is from RefSeq and is a predicted model, not a curated record. The transcript is spliced from 17 exons. Gene Ontology annotation, cellular component: plasma membrane. Gene Ontology annotation, biological process: intracellular calcium ion homeostasis; calcium ion transmembrane transport.
GGAGGAGCCCACUGUCUCAUUGAGAUUGAGGGGGGAGUGGAUGAAGGUCGGCCGGAUAGAAGGAGGGCAGUGCUCUGGGGAGGAAUCCAUUGGGAAGGAGGAGUCAUACUCUGCUGCACGACCGCUGCCUGAAUGUGACAAUUAACCUCCACGCACGCUCACGCACGGGACAUCAGGCGCAGGUGCGUGGAGUCGCUCCCACGCAGCUGAGCGAGCCUCCGUUGAUGACGGGACGCUGGCGCCUUUGGAGGCAAAAGCGCCAAACUACAGCAAGGCGAGGAGGAGAGAGGAUAGCGUGUGUGUUUUUAGCCCCCCCACCACACCGCCACCAACCUCCACUCCUCUCCACGGGACAACAUGCACGCCGGAGUGGGAUUUCGCUUGUCUUAUUCCCCCGCUGAAUUGAAUCGUAGUGCAACUGAAAUGAGGACCGCAUCUCGACUGGGUUCCUUGUAAAUAAAUAAAUAAAAAAAAACAAAAAAAAACAAAAAAAAACGGCGAUCAGGGCGCCUUUUCCUUCGGCUAAUUUCAAGGACGGCGGCCAAGACAAAUAUAUAAAUUAGGAGAAUAAAAGUGGCCGAGCGGCGAGGAGAAAAAAGCCAUGGAGCAGGACGACACCGUGAAGGCAUCCAAGAAGAAGAAGAGCAUCAUGGCGAAGAUGUUUAAAGUUCGCAAAAGGAGGGAGAUGCUGUUUGUACAGGUGUGCUUCAUCUGCAGUGCCCUCUUCGUGGCGUGGGCCAUGUCGGCGCUCUUGACCAAAACAGGUCACGGCAUGAUAAUGGAGGACCAUACCAACCUGGAGCACUGGGGGAGGCGGCUAAUGGCAUUAGAUGCCGAAAACGAAACCGAGCCCAAGAACUGUUCAUCACCAGCAAUACACGAGUUCCCCGAUGACCUUUUCACCAACAACGAACGAAAGAGCGGUGCCAUCCUGCUGCACAUUGCGGCGGCCCUCUACAUGUUCCUGGCCCUCGCCAUCACGUGCGACGAGUAUUUUGUGACGUCACUGGAGAAAAUAUGUGAGAAACUACAUCUUAGUGAAGAUGUCGCCGGCGCCACCUUUAUGGCUGCUGGCAGCUCUGCGCCUGAGCUUUUUGCUUCAGUCAUUGGUGUCUUCAUCACCCAUGGAGAUGUGGGGGUGGGAACCAUUGUUGGCUCAGCUGUCUUCAACAUUCUUUGCAUCAUUGGAGUGUGCGGUAUCUUUGCUGGACAGGUGGUAAUGCUGACUUGGUGGGCAGUUUUUCGAGAUUCCUUCUACUACAUCCUGUCUGUUAUAGCUCUUAUAGCAUUCAUCUAUGACGAGAAGAUUGUAUGGUGGGAGAGUCUUGUGCUGGUGGUCAUGUAUGCAGGAUACAUUUUGGUCAUGAAAUUCAAUUCCAGCAUGCAGGCUUUCUUCAUGGGCAAUUCCAAAAAGAACGUGGCCAAUGGUAACGCGGCAACCAGCAGUGAAAUGGAGGAUGGUAAUGCAUCUCAUUAUUGGGAUGAUGACCCGUCAGUGCCCUUGCUCGGAAAAGUGAAGCCCACCAAGGCUUACAGCCGUGGCUCCGUGGUGAUGGUGGACGAGAUCAUGAACGCCAGCCCUUCCAAGUUUCGCUUUCCCGAAGCGGGUCUGCGGGUCAUGGUCACCAGCCACUUUGGACCAAAGACACGCCUGCGCAUGGCAAGCCGCCUCAUCAUCACAGAGCGCCAGAAGUUGGUCCAGGCAGCAAAUGGCGUGGAGACACAAGUGAUUGAUGGCAAGACGGACAUUGAGAAUGGGAACUUGCCAGAGGACAAACCCGCCAGGGAGGAGGACGAGGAAAGCGGCAUCUCCCCGUUUGGUGUUCCUAAGGGAUGUGGCAACAAGAUCAAGUGGCUGAUCUCAUGGCCUCUACUCCUCUUGCUUUUCCUCACCGUCCCAAAUUGUGGCAAACCACGCUGGGAGAGAUGCUUCAUGGUCUCCUUUAUCCUCUCAACUGUCUGGAUUGCAGUCUUCUCCUACUUGAUGGUCUGGAUGGUGACUAUAAUUGGCUACACUUUGGGAAUCCCGGACGUCAUCAUGGGUAUCACCUUCCUGGCAGCAGGCACCAGCGUCCCCGACUGCAUCGCUAGUCUCAUUGUGGCUCGCCAAGGUUUGGGAGACAUGGCUGUGUCCAACACUAUUGGAAGUAAUGUGUUUGACAUUCUAGUGGGACUUGGCGUCCCCUGGGCGCUCCAAACCAUGUGUGUGGACUACGGAUCAGAGGUGAUGAUUAACAGUCGAGGACUUGUGUAUUCAGUGGUACUUUUGCUGGGAUCUGUGGCCCUUACUGUCCUGGGCAUUCACCUGAACAAAUGGCGUCUGGACCUGAAGCUGGGCAUAUAUGUUCUCGUCCUGUAUGCAGUUUUCCUCUGCUUUUCGGUCAUGAUCGAAUACAAUGUCUUCACCUUUGUAAACCUGCCCAUGUGCUUUGAGGACUAACACUUGCCAUGCAGCAGCAGGACACCAAAAAACAAGCCCAAAAGUAUCCCCCACUUCUCUUCCUUCCAUAAUACUGGAGUUGGACCUCCUUCUUUUAUUUAGUCCCAAGUCUGUCCACGAGAUGGCACACUUGAGUCGUUCUGCCUCUUGUCCCUGCUCACUCAGUGCCAGUCCUUGAUGCGUUUUUGGAGCACUGCUGUCCACCUUUUUACUGUGUCCAUCCUUUAGCAUGCCUAGGCUGGGGAUAAAAAAAAAUGUACCAAUGUCCCUUCUCCAUUAUUGCCAUGUUGUCACUUUAUUGACAGAAUCCAUGCAAGGUUUACCAAGAACUCCAGGACCCAAAGAGACAAGCACACUUUUUUUUUUAAUUUUUCAAAUGCCGUUCCUUAGAGGAGGGCCUUGUCCUUGGCAGCUCCCCUUCUCCAACCUCCACCAGGAACUCAAAACUCUGUCCUUCAAAAACCGUCUGCAAACUUUUCGCACCUAAGUCGACUUAAAACAUUUUUUUCAGGUCUGUUUGGAAAGCGUCAGUCCAAACUGGCAAACUUUUGAGGUGUUAUGCAUAUGCAGCACUGCACAACGUUGAACUGUUGUAUACACAAUUUUCUUUUUGCAUUUAUUUGUUUUCAAAAAUCUUUUGUGAAUUAUGGAGGAAGACUUUGUUGCAACUAUCUUUCACCCUAAGCAACUUUGUAUGUGAGACUGCUGCUUGUGCAGGAUGGAGAUGUUGAACAGCCGCCGCAGGGCGUCGUGUUCAAUCAGCCACAACUCGUUGCUCUCCUCGAUGCACAACUUCAGAAGAACCAUCUCCGGAUCUGUCUGAUGGAUUUUUAUUUUUUUUGCCGUCAAUAUUUGGAACAAAGGAACCAGAUGGAUUGCUCCUUGUCGUCUAUCUGCUUGACCGCCCCCCUGGCCAAUAAGGGGGUGCCAAUUACAGCCACCAGUGAUCAGGGACAGCUCUUUUGGAGGGGGCUAUCGCGUUGAUGUGUGAGUUGUAUGUAGAUACUGCACUUUAACAACCAUCGUCUCUUUCUGAAUCAACUAGUGCUUCCUUUGGGGCGUAUGUGUGAUGCGGGUGUGCAUGUGUGCCCUCACUCUGGGUCCACAAACUGGAGCCGAUGGAAUACAAUGAGCACACCCACCUCUUGUCUGCAGUGCAUGCUGGGAUGUUAAAUGCAGUUCCCCCCGUGUACAGGCAUCUCUAUGGCAACUGCCUGGUCCAGUUUUACACAAAAAAAAAGAGAACAAAGUCAAAUCGGCAGCUACACAGCAAUUUGUUGCAAAAUUGCGAGCUAUGAGCCGAGCUACAGAGAAUUAUGACAAAUGGUGAGGUGGGUAAUAUUUCUGUGCCACACAUGGCGGCAGGCACGUGUAUAUGCAAUCUCAAUGUCAUGACUUGUGCGUGCGUGCGUGACAUGAGGCCCCUGCCAGGUCGCUAUGAUGUUGUCUGUCUAGUACUAAAUGUGUGAGCUCACAGGUGUGCGUUUUUUGUUUCUUUCGUUCUGAUUGCUGUUGAACUGAGCCAAAGGAUGGACAAUACGGUCCCCUUUAUAACAAAGGGGCAGACGCAACGUGAGGAAUCUUUUUGUUUUUGUUUGGACUAUGUCACUUUAAGAGGACCUGGAUGAGAGCACUUAGGGACAAACAAAGUUGGACCCCCCCUAGAUGCUCCUCCAUUUGUAUGCUGGAUGGAGGUGACCACAAAGGGCCCAUCUGUAGAUACACCUUAUUGUCUGGAAGCAGCACUGUACUCGUUUUGAGUCCAAAGGUGCAUUUUUGUGUCAUUUUCUUUCGUUCUUAAAGGCUGCUCUGUGCAGUCCUAUCUUGGUUGCCAGGUUGGAGUUUUGUCCUCCUUGUUAAGCUUGCAUUUGUUAGCAAGUCUUUCAUUUUUCUGGAGGAAGAAGAGGGAAAAGUAACAACGUUUUUGAUGCAGUCCUGUGUUCCAAACUAUAGCACGUGCCGUGCAAAGUUGGUUAAAACACAGCCAGACUUGUGUAUUUCUUUAAUUGAAUGCGACCUAAUGCACUGUGAGCUCAAUGUGAUGUGGGAGUUGUUGUCACCAAUAACUAAUGAUUAACAAAAAAUAUUUAAUGUAAAGUUAGUUACCAACAAAAUAAGUAAAAAAAAAAAAAAUACUGUAUAACUUAUAUGAAUGUAUUGUCUUGCUAUACUGGACAUAUCCAACCAAUGCAUUUUACUGUAAAGCAAUAAUGUGAAGAAAAAAAAAUAAAUAAAAUGGCAACAUUGUUCCUGUACAGUUGUUUCCCAAGUUUUUGCUUCACUAGUGAAAUCCAAACCAUUUGUCAGUUCUAUAUUAAGAAUCUGUCCCUAUCUUAACUGAAAAACAACUUGGACUAUACUAUUCAGUCUGUCCUUAUUUCAGGGAGAGUUGUUACUGCAGAAUAAUGAUACUCAACUAUGCUAACAUUGAACUUUCCACCAAAGAGGCUUGUCAUCAGGUCCCUUCCUGAUUCAAGGAUGAUGAUGCGUUUUAAUUUCAAGCAUGCACAAAGAAACAAAUACAGUAUAAUUCAAAAAUAAUUAUUUGCACCCGAAAAGGAGUGGUAAGAUUUAUUUAUUUUUUAAAUCCCACCCAGAUCACAUUGUCCAGCAUCCUUAUUUCGUGGGAUACUCCUGUCCACACAAUGAAAGAAAAGAAAAAGAAAACAAAAGCAACUAAUCUAAUAGACAACCAACUAGUUGGCUCAUUAACAUUAACAUUAACAUUUUUAUUACAUGCACCAAUUUACAAGAACAGCAACACACAUUGUCGGCAAAUGUCAUUAUACUGUGACCAAACCAUAUUUUUUAUACAACAAUUUUUGGAUAUUUUGACAAAGCUUUAAGUGAUUGUCUAAAUUGUUCGAGUUUCACUCCACAUACACACAUAAAGGUUUGAGAGUUGUUCGAAAUCUGCGUAACAUAAAAUUUC